AUUCUUCACCCAAAUCGGUCGUGUUGUGUACGUGAUUAGGCGGCGCGAGUGUCUUCUUCAAACCUUGUAUGGCUAAAACGAAUCUUAGAAUCUUCAUAAUAUCCUAGUUCUCUGACAGUGUGCUAGGAGGGUGCGGCAAUCAGAGCAACUUCGGUGCAUAUUGUGUGUGUUCAGCUUUUCGUGUUUGGCGAAGAGGUUCUCAGCAUGACGCAUCGUUAAUGUGAGAAUCUGCUGCGAUCCGAUUCCGAUUGCAAUCGUAAUAAUUACACGCGGGUAGAGCAUAGAAUCGUCUAUUUGUUUGACAUCGGCAUUGAAUAGUUUGACAGAUCAGCUGCGUCCUGGUGUGCGUGCGGUGUGAACCGGAGCGCCUACGGUGUAUGGAUCAAUCAAUCAAUCAGAGGAUUUGCUUGAAGCUUAGGGCAUUUGUGUGGUUAGUGAGUUGAUAUUUGGAUUGUUAAAAUGGUUUCGACGACACGUCGACGAGAAUGGCUGGGGUCCCAGUCGUUACUGCCGGUAGUGGUUCUGCUGCUAACAAUCGCCGUAGAUGUUCAGGGUCAACAACAAGCUGCAUUACAGAAAUCUCCACUGCUCAAUGAUGGAUCGUUCAAAUAUGGGGCUAAAACAGGCUUCAGCUGCACAGGUCGUGCCGCUGGAUAUUACGCGGAUGUGGAAACUGGCUGCCAAAUAUACCACAUGUGCGAUGGAUUAGGACGUCAAUUUAGCUAUUCCUGUCCUAACACGACCCUCUUUCAGCAGCGAAUGCUAAUCUGUGAUCACUGGUACAUGGUCAAUUGUUCUAAGGCGGAAAGCAACUACGCAGCUAACCUAUUGAUUGGGCAACGGGACAAACCCUUUGUUGGUGAAGAUGAGAAUGAAAUUCGAACACCCCGUCCGGACUUGUUGGAUCGGCCCUACUCUGCCAGCUUUGCUGGGCAACCGAUCAUGUAUAACUUUAUCAAGACAAAUACCCAAGCACCACAAAAUGCCAUAGGAUCGGACAGGAAGGCUCAAGUUACUAAAUCACCUUCAAGCAAGGGUAAGCCUGCGGAAAUUUUCGAAGAGAGCGCCAGCAAUCACGGCUUACCGAUCCACUGGGGAACGCGAUAUGCCAAAGUGGAUGGUGACCAGGAAAAGGUCGAUCAAAAACAAUCUCUGGAUACCCCUAAAACUACUGCCAUUCCUCUCAACGUAGAGGAAGAACAGCUUCAAAAUAACAAAAUCAAUGGACGACGAAAUGUUAAAGAGGAUGAAACAAAAGACGAGAGUCGAAAUACGGUUCGCUUUGCAAGCAGUGAGAAUCGUACCAGUAAAGUGGUGGAUACAAAACCUAGUACAACCAACGUAAAUAGUACUCCAGUGAAGGUUCCCUCCAUACGCUAUGAGCCUCCUUUUACUCCCGAUGAGCAAAAAAGAAGGGGGAGUAACAACAAGGAAUCCCUGGGAGCCGAUUUCAAGCCAUUCGAAACAUUACUGAAUUUUAACAAGAAAGGAAACCGUAAGGAUUACGAUUUCUCAAACUUUUUCACGCGAAAUGAAAGUAUUCGAAAUACGGCUUCUACUGCAACCUCAACAGUGGCAACUAGUACAACUGAAAGAUCUUUCAGUACCCCUAGACCGCCAAUUACAACUAGAUUUACUGCAGCACCUCGGCAAACCAGUUUUAAUACUGUCUUCAGUACAACUUCGAAACCAACUACAGCGCCAAUCCCGGACUUGCAACUUCCAACAACUAAUUCAGCCCAGUUUGUUCCAAGAACAGGAUCGCCAUUUCAACCACUGGUUAGAACUACGGUCCCUACCAACGCUCCCUCCAGCGCUAUUCCAUCGUCAACAGUAGAGCCCCGUAUUCUUCCUGACCCACGACAAUCGAACCUCCCUCCUCGCACCAUCCUGUUCAAUGCUCCAGCUGCUACCGCGGGACUGUUCGAAAACCGAUUUGCUCUGCAGCGACCUCCUGUGAUCCCAGCGACAGUCCCAAUCCCAUCCACGGAAAUUCUUCCACCUUUUGCUAAUCUCGCAAAUUACGACGUAAUCAAAACCCAGUACGUUAGCCAACCAGUGUUCACACGUCAACCCAUCACGAGCGAUCCAUCGGGAGGACCGAUCAAUACCGGAAUUGAUAAGCUAGCGGAGCAAACUCCAAUCCAAGUUCGCAAUGACAACAUUCCUCGGCCUUUUAGCAUUCCAACUCCAUCCAACGAAGUCCUUCCUCCUAAGAUAGACUACGUCUUCUACGAUGACGCAACUACGCAAGGUCCGCCAAUCUACUACCAGUGGAAGUGGUCGAUUCCAUCAUACGGAUUGGAUCCUCCCUUGGAUGUUCCCCUCAGUGAAGACGAUAAACUUUCAUCACAGUUAAACCCAGCCUCUCCGGAACACUCGUCCGACUCGAUCCGUGAACAUAACCAAACCGCCCGCUCCAUUUCGUCUGAAACGGGCAAUUUUGGCGAAAAUCAAUCUACCACCAACACCGUCGUUGACUCACCCAGGUUGAGGGCUCCAGCUCCAACGCAUAACUAUUUGGAGCUUCGCAAGAAUUUUGCCAUUCCUGAUUUCACUUUUCCGCUAGAGAGUGAAGCCAGCUCCAGCGGAGCCUACGAACGGGACGGAGCUGUUAACUCGUUUCAGGUUAGAAUUCCUUCGUACACCCGAAGCGAUAACAACAGCAGCACGACGUGGUACGGUGAAAACGUAAAGUGCCCCCACUGUCACCCAGCCUUUCUGAGGCCCGGUACGUGUGAACCCUGCGUGAAAAUAAGAAGAUAAACUAACGCGCCGUACUUCAACGCUUCGUACCUCCUCCCCCCACCAUUCCAAUUUUCCUUAAGUAGAUGUAUUAUCCGUAGGCGAUAACAAAGAUGAGUUGAGUUUCAACCGACGAUUUUCAAAUAUUCAACCGCCGUUAGAUCUAGUGUAAGUUCACUUAGUCUGUCCAGUAAAUGCAUUCGACGGUUAGAGAUAAGAUACAGUAGAGAACCCGUGUGCACGAGAAGAUCAUUCUGCAGAUUAUGGUCUCAACCCUUUUCCAUGCGAAUAACCGAAUCCGUUGCCGCUUCGUUGAAUAACAACCAUCGAACAAACUAAUGUCCUGAUGAUCAUGUUAGGCGAGAUCAUGAUUAUCUCCAGAAUGAUCUAAACAAUAUAGUUAGGCCCAAAACAUUACUACAGCAAAUUGUACAUACACUCCCUCUCCUAUUCUGUACCAUGACAAAAGAGAAAAUAAAAUCGACGU
This is a messenger RNA of Wyeomyia smithii (pitcher-plant mosquito), 3232 nucleotides long. RefSeq names its product mucin-2 (gene js). NCBI's taxonomy places the organism in Eukaryota, Metazoa, Arthropoda, Insecta, Diptera, Culicidae. Gene Ontology annotation, molecular function: chitin binding. The record is from RefSeq and is a predicted model, not a curated record. The coding region runs from base 460 to 2766 and encodes 768 amino acids. Gene Ontology annotation, cellular component: extracellular region. The transcript has 6 exons.